Messenger RNA from Callorhinus ursinus (northern fur seal), 3388 nucleotides. It is a transcript of the gene PLBD2, whose product is annotated as phospholipase B domain containing 2. The record is from RefSeq and is a predicted model, not a curated record. Gene Ontology annotation, cellular component: extracellular region. Gene Ontology annotation, biological process: phospholipid catabolic process. NCBI's taxonomy places the organism in Eukaryota, Metazoa, Chordata, Mammalia, Carnivora, Otariidae. Gene Ontology annotation, molecular function: glycerophospholipase activity.
GAGUAAAGUCACGUGAGCGGGGCUGCGGCGCUCCGCUCCGCUCGGUCAUGGUGGCCCCGAUGUACGGUUCCCCGGGCGGCCGCCUGGCCCGGGCGCUGACGCGGGCGCUGGCGCUGGCCCUGGUGCUGGCCCUGCUGGUCGGGCUGUUCCUGAGCGGCCUGACGGGCGCGAUCCCGAUCUCGGGACGCCAGUGGGGGCCCAACGGGCCGGUCCCUCCCGAGUCCCGCAGCCGCUCCGUGCUCCUGGACGCCGAGACCGGCCAGCUCCGCCUGGUGGAUGGCCGCCACCCGGAUGCCGUGGCCUGGGCCAACCUCACUAACGCCAUCCGCGAGACCGGGUGGGCCUUUCUGGAGCUGCAGACGAACGGCCGCUACAACGACAGCCUGCAGGCCUACGCCGCGGGCGUGGCGGAGGCCGCUGUGUCUGAGGAGCUCAUCUACAUGCACUGGAUGAACACGGUGGUGAAUUACUGUGGCCCCUUCGAGUACGAAGUCGGUUACUGCGAGAAGCUCAAGAGCUUCCUGGAGACCAACCUGGAGUGGAUGCAGGAGGAGAUGGAGCUGAAGCAGGGCUCGGCUUACUGGCAUCAGGUGCGGCUCACCCUCCUGCAGCUGAAAGGCCUCGAGGACAGCUAUGAAGGCACUAUGACCUUUCCAACUGGGAGGUUUACCGUCAAACCCUUGGGUUUCCUCCUGUUGCAGCUCACCGGGGACCUGGGAGACUUGGAGCCUGCCCUGAAUAAGACCAAGACCAAGCACGUUAUGGGCUCUGGCUCUUGCUCUGCCCUCAUCAAGCUGUUGCCUGGCCAGACGGACCUCUUGAUCGCCCACAACACCUGGAGCUCCUACCAGAACAUGCUGCGCGUCAUCAAGAAGUACUGGUUCCAGUUCCGGGAAGACCCCCAAGAAAACUCUCCCCUGGCUCCUGGCAACAAGCUGGUCUUCUCAUCCUACCCUGGCACACUCUUCUCCUCUGACGACUUCUACAUCAUGGGCAGUGGGCUGGUGACACUGGAGACCACCAUUGGCAACAGGAACCCGGCCCUCUGGAAAUAUGUGCAUCCCAAGGACUGUGUGCUGGAGUGGUUGCGUAAUGUGGUGGCCAACCGCUUGGCCUUGGACGGGGACGCCUGGGCAGACACCUUCAAGAGGUUCAACAGUGGCACGUACAACAACCAGUGGAUGAUCGUGGACUACAAGGCAUUCAUCCCUGGCGGGCCCAGUCCCAGGAACAGGGUGCUCACCAUCCUGGAGCAGAUCCCGGGCAUGGUGGUGGUGGCCGAUAAGACCUUAGAACUCUACCAGAAGACCUACUGGGCCAGCUACAACAUACCGUACUUUGAGAGUGUGUUCAAUGCCAGUGGGCUGCAGGCCCUGGUGGCCCAGUACGGGGACUGGUUCUCCUAUGAUGGGAGCCCCCGGGCCCAAAUCUUCCGGCGGAAUCAGUCGCUGGUGCAUGACCUGGACUCCAUGCUCCGGCUCAUGAGGUACAAUGACUUCCUGCACGACCCCCUGUCGCUUUGCAAAGCCUGCAACCCCCAGGCCAACGCAGAGAACGCCAUCUCGGCCCGCUCUGACCUGAACCCAGCCAACGGCUCCUACCCUUUCCAGGCCCUGCACCAGCGCUCCCACGGGGGCAUAGAUGUUAAGGUGACCAGCAUGGCACUGGCCAGGGCCUUUCGCAUCAUUGCCGUCAGUGGCCCUACGUGGGACCAGCUGCCUCCGUUCCAGUGGAGCUCCUCGCCCUUCAGUGGCCUGCUGCACAUGGGCCAGCCUGACCUCUGGAAGUUCUCACCCAUCGAGGUCUGGUGGGACUGAGUCUCGUUCUCUGCCCUGCUGACCCCCAGUGGGGCCACCCUCGGCCACCACCCUGACCUCCUGCCCACCCCCUCUGUGGGCUUCGUCCUCUGCUGUGCCUGGAUCAGGGACCUGGGUCUGCCAGGUUCACUCUCAUCUGGGUCGUCUCUUAGGUGGGACGCGGGGCCCGACGGGACCCAGAACUGACUCGUUCGCUCCCCUUAAGUGAGGGAAUGCCUCCCCUGUCCCCUGCCUCUCUGCAUCUCUCCCUCUCUACUCUCUCUCUACUCUGUCUGCUUCUCUCUUCUGUGCUGGGGUCCUGUCCUCACAUGCUGCCCCCUCUUGAGGGCUUGGGAGGGGUCCUCGGAUGGGGUUUCGGGCCGCUGGUAGAGCAGAGGGGACCAUUCCAGUUCCUGCCUCUCAGUGUCAUUCCUGCCGGUGGCUCUGGGACUUGUGGGGUUUCGGCCCCAGGACCUGGGCAUUGCCUCUGGUUGACAUCGGUCUUUCCAUCUCCCAGCCCCAGCCACUCUGCUUCCCUCAGGAAGCAGCCCCCUUGUUUCCCCUUCUGGACAGCUUUCCUGAGGACAGAAACUUGAAAACAAACAAAAACCAAAGUUUCUGGUGACUUGUGGCUGGAGGGGUCUUCAGGGGCAGACAAGAGUGUCACCCUCUAUGCUGCAGCCUCAUGCCCCCUGCCCCCAACUUGCUCCUGCCCCUAGCCUCAAGACAGUGCCCACAGCUCCCCUGCUGUAAGAACCAAAUUGCAGGCUGUGCUGCCAUUAAAGGAGAGGCUGUGGCCCCUGUGCUGUGUCUUUUGGAUAGUGGGGAAGGCUGGGCUGGUGCCCUUUCUCCUCUUUGGUUUGGGUUCUACACCAUCCACCCAUGCAUUCUCCUGUCCAUUCUUCUGUCUACUCAUCUGUCAUGUAUUCAUCUGCUAACCCACCUACCCAUUGUCCAUCUGCACGGUCUUCCACCCAUCCAUCCAUCUACUCAUCUGUCCAUCCAUCCACCCACCCACCCCCCAACCACCCAUCCAUUUACCCAUCCAUCCAUCCGUCCAUCCAUCCAUCCAUCCAUCCAUCCAUUUUCUGUCUACCCAUCUAUUCAUCUGUCAUCCAUCCAUCAAUCCAUCUGUCUAUUCAUUUAUCUAUAUCCAUCUCUCCAUCCAUUCAUCCAUCUGUCCAUCCAUCCAUCCAGAUGUUCUUGAGCACCUACUUUGUUCUGGGUACUAUCCCAGGGCCUGGUUAACCAACAAGACUUUCCCAGGUUCCACUGUGGGAUACAGGUCAACACAAAACAGAGUCUGUCACCAUCUGAUCUUAGCCAGCUGGUCGACCCCAGCCCUCCACGCCUCAGCUCUUACAGUGGACAGAGGGGUCUGCCUUGCCUUUUGAGGGGGUUUUGUGCUGAUUCAAGUGGGACAGUUGAGGCUGGAAGUGAUCUUCUGGACAGGUUUUCUUCAACUGAGUACCACUCUGUCCCCCAGAAAGAAUUCUGGAGCCAAAGGGCUGAUGGUUUGCUGUCCUUGCCAGCCUGCCUUUGAUGUCCCAUUCCCUAUAAAAUACAUGUCUGUCCCUGCUGGCUGGAAAUCA